Messenger RNA from Cuscuta epithymum, 2756 nucleotides. NCBI's taxonomy places the organism in Eukaryota, Viridiplantae, Streptophyta, Magnoliopsida, Solanales, Convolvulaceae. The record is from the annotation of a GenBank genome assembly.
AAAUAGACUUUUUCCAUUGAGUUGCACUUGCCACAUCAUCUCCAAUGCACUGCACCGUUGCAUUGGAGAGGCUCUAAAAACAUCCCAUGUCCUUCGAUCUACCAUCGCAGGUUCGUCACCCUCCGAUCCCACACCUGCAGAGAUUUAGUACCCGCUUCCAUGGAUACCCCGCUAGCCUCUUCACUGCCAAUGAGAUAAACAGAUCUCAUCUACUAUUGAACCACGUUCGUCGAUCUACAACAGAAACUCGCGAAGUUCAGAAGAUCUUUCAUCGGUUCAGUAGCGGAAUCUCCAGAGAGAUUGGGAUUUUGGCCAGCGACGGGAUGUGUUCCAUUGCAGCAUCUUUGAACGCCGCUCAUCCAUUUACUCUACCGGCAUGGGAUGGUAUUGCUAGGAUUUCAGGUCCACCCACUCAUUUCUGGGAGCAGAAGAAGAGGAGACUGAAAAAAAGAGAACUUUUGCGAGCAACCGCGGUGGAGGCUAGACCCAGAAAGGUGCCCGCCAUCAGAGAUCGGUCAUCUGACAAUGGCAAUGUUUCAUUGCAAUCUCUGCAACGAAGUGAGGUCACCUCCUCCCCCCUUCGUUCUAGCUGUGAUCUAGCCGACGAUAUGCAAGCUGAAGCUAGUGCAGUGGGGCGUGCAGCAAAUGCUUCAGUUUAUAGCCCCCAACUAUUGUUCAGCAAGUAUGGCUCUCGACCCAUCAAGACAGUGAGCAGAGCAUUCGAGAUACUACUUGGACUAUGUUCAUUUGCCUUAAAACUGUGGCUGGACAAAUUGAACGGCCAUCUCAACCAAAACAGAAGACUGCGUGCAGUUGAGUUGAGGCAGAUUUUCACUAGUUUAGGUCCUACUUUUGUUAAAAUCGGACAGGGACUAUCCACCCGACCUGAUUUAUGUCCUCCAGAAUUCCUUGAGGAGCUAUCUAAGUUGCAGGAUGCCAUGCCAACUUUUCCUGACAAGGAAGCAUUUUCCUGUAUUGAGAGGGAGUUGGGAUGUCCGCUUGAUUCCAUCUACUCAUCUAUAUCUGCAUAUCCUGUGGCUGCAGCCAGUCUGGGCCAAGUGUAUAAAGCUCAACUGAAGUAUUCCGGUCAGGUUGUUGCUGUUAAGGUUCAACGGCCGGGUGUUGAAGAAACAAUAGGAUUAGAUUUCUACCUUAUAAGAGGCUUGGGUUUGCUCAUUAAUGAAUAUGUUGACACAAUAUCCAGUGAUGUUGUUGCACUUAUUGAUGAAUUUGCUUGUCGAGUUUAUCAAGAGCUCAAUUAUGUUCAGGAAGGACAAAAUGCAAGAAGGUUUAAGAAGUUAUAUGCUGACAGAGAAGAUGUUUUUGUCCCGGAUAUUUUCUGGAACUGCACGAGCGGGAAAGUUUUAACUAUGGAGUGGGUGGAAGGUGUUAAAUUGAAUGAGCAAGAGGCCAUUGAGAGGCAAGGGCUAAAUGUUUUGGAUCUGGUGAACACUGGUAUCCAGUGUAGUCUCAGACAACUGCUUGAAUAUGGCUAUUUUCAUGCAGAUCCUCAUCCUGGGAAUCUCUUGGCAACACCUGAUGGGAAGCUUGCUUUUAUUGAUUUUGGUAUGAUGAGUGAAACCCCUGAAGAAGCAAGAUUUGCCAUUAUUGGUCAUGUCGUUCACAUGGUUAAUCGGGACUAUGAGGCUAUGGCUCGCGACUAUUAUGCAUUAGACUUUCUGUCUCCUGAUAUAGAUGUUUCUCCCAUUGUGCCAGCACUUCAGAAUUUCUUUGAUGAUGCACUUAACUCCACUGUGAGUGACCUCAACUUUAAAACAAUUGUUGAUGGCUUGGGUGCUGUGUUGUAUCAAUACCCUUUUAAUGUUCCAGCGUAUUAUGCAUUGAUUCUAAGGUCCCUCACCGUUUUAGAAGGCUUAGCUCUAAAUGCCGACCCCAAGUUUAAAGUGCUGGCUGCAUCAUAUCCAUAUUUUGCUAAGAGGCUUCUUACUGAUCCGAACCCAUACCUUAGAGAUGCUCUCAUUGAGCUGCUUUUCAAGGAAGGAAAGUUCAGGUGGAGUAGACUUGAAAACCUGCUUGUUCAGGGAAAGAAGGAUCAAGAUUUUUCUGCAAAAGAUGCUUUACAGCCUCUCCUAAAGUUAUUAUUGGGUCCAGACGGCGAUGAGUUACGGGGUUUGGUGACUAAAGAGGCUAUCCGUGUCACUGAAGCUGUCAUUCUAGGAUCAAUUAUUGAAUCAUAUAACCUCAUCCCUGGUCCCAUGAGAUCUAUCUUCAAAAGCAGUGCAGUUGGUCUUCUUGUAGUGAAUACUGAAGAAGAGAAAAAUAUGAUAGAUCUCAGGGCACAAGUAAUCAGGAUAUGGGGUCUUUUGCAAGCCUCAGAGGGUUUUGACCCAAGUCUUCUACAACCAAUUUUACAGAUACUUCAAGAACCUGAGGCACGCCACAUUGGAGGACGUGUGGUGGGUGGAAUAAGCCAACGCCUUGCUGCACGAUUUCUGCAACAAGUUCUUCGUGCUCGUGCAUAGGAAGAUCAUGUCAGUAUAAUAUUACUGCUGCUGUAAAUUUAUUGUUAUCAAUAUGAAAUGACCUUCAAGCAAGCAAAUAGAUAUUGUACACGUUUUUAUAUUAUUACUCUCUGGAUGAGAAUAGUAGAUAUAAACAUUUGUUGUGCUUCAACCUAAUGAAAUGUAAUGCUAGUUAACCAACUAUUAGGUUUCUGACUAGUCCAGAAUAAGAAUGGUCACAAUCCCCAGAUUUGUUCCGGACUUCUAAUUAUAGAAUUUGUGGAUUGGUUCCCC